AAAUCAAAUCUCAACGCUGGUUUGUUUGUUGUUCUUGUCUCUGCGGCGCCUUCUCUCUCUCUCCCAAAAUCGCAAGUAAGCUUUCUCCGAUUUACCUCUUUAAGCUCAAUCAAUUUUCCUCUCACAUACCUUCUUCUUCUCCCUUCGUCUCUUCACUCACAAGCUCUCUCCUUCUCCCCAAGGUUUGUGUCGAUCUCAGAGACUCGAAUGACCUAAUUGUCACCGUUGGGGGAUUCUUAUUUCACUCUGCAAUCUACUCGUUGCGUCGAAUUCAUCUCUGCAACUCCAAUUUCUCGGGACUUUUGCAGUCUCAAAGUCUGCAACUCCAAUUUCUCUGAACCGAUCGAACGAAAGGUUCCGUCUUGAAAAUUAGGGUUUCUCAAGGUGGAUGAUAUUGGUCCUUCUGAUUCGUGAGGUGUCUGCUAGAUUUUAAGCUAGAGAAGUGAAGAAAGGCGUCAAAUUUAGGGUCUUUUUUUAAAGUACAUGUAUGGCUUCUGAGCCUGUUAACAGAGAAGAAACCGAUGGAGGAAGAGAGAAGCAGAGCAUUAGGGUUUAUACGAGGAAGGGUAAAGGUCAGAGGAAACAGUCACCUUUCUUUGCCUUUGCCACCGAUGAAAACGAGAAAGCAAACAAUCAUGCGAAGCCCCCUGAAACUCUACUAGCUCGAGAGUCUGCGGAUCCUAUAGCUGCUCUUGAUGAUACCAAGUCCCAGGCUGCUAAAGACUCAACGGAAGCACCUUCUGAAAACCCUGAAAAAUUGAUUGAUAAGCCUCUAGUGGAAGCCUUUUCUCAAGCUGAACCUCAUAAUGAUGAUGAUGAUGAUGAUGUCAGUUUGGCCGCUACUGAUAAGAGCGUUAUUCAAUCUGUACAAGUUCCUUUGGUUGAGGAUGAUGGGAACACUAUUGUAGGCGAGAAGUCUGUGGAAGUACCCUCUCAAAGCCACAGAACUCAAGACGAUGUCAAUACAGUGGUUGUUGAUGAGAACUCUAUAAAGGAACCUCCUGAAAGCCGUGCACAAGGAGAAGAUGUUACUACCGUGGUUGUUGACAAGAAGGCUAUUGAAGCACCUUCUCAAACCCUAUCCGUGGAAGAUAUCAACACUGUGGUUGUUGACAAGAAUCUCAUUGAAGUGUCUUCUGAACAGCAUGUCCACGUGGUAGAUAGAUUAAAAGAAGCUCAUCCUGGAAACCUUCCGGAAAGAGAUGCCCCUGAUGCUCAACAGCCAGUAGGGCUUACCUCUGAUUCUGCCGGUGAAAGCAUGCCAAUGGAGGAGGACCUAGAUGGACGCAUAAAGAUACAUGUAGCCUCCAAAUCUAAGCAACAGAAAGAGGAGAUUAGGAAGAAGCUCGAAGAUCAGCUUAACGUGGUCAGAGGUCUGGUAAAGAAGAUAGAGGAUAAAGAGGGCGAGAUUGGUGCAUAUAACGACUCUCGUCCUUUGGCUAACACUGGUAUUGCUAACGGAGGAGGAAGGAUUCUCUCAGGUUUUGCGUCAGCUGGACUUCCUCGUGAGGUCAUCAGAACACCAAGGCCUCAACUAAGUAUAUCAUUGUUGGAGAAUACUCAGGGAUUCAAUGAGCAUUUGGAGAAAGAGAAAAGAACACCCAAGGCAAAUCAGUUUUAUAGAACUUCAGAGUUUUUACUUGGUGACAAGUUGCCACCCACGGAGAUUAACAAGAAAUCUAAAUCAAGUGCAAAGAAGCACGGAGGGGAGGUCGGUUAUCGUUUUGGUGCAGGCUCUAAAGUUUUCAAGAAUUGCAGUGCUCUACUUGAAAGGCUGAUGAAGCAUAAGCAUGGUUGGGUGUUCAAUGCUCCUGUAGAUGUGAAGGCUCUAGGUUUGCAUGAUUACUUUACCAUUAUCGAGCACCCUAUGGAUUUGGGAACUGUCAAGUCUGCAUUAACAAGAAAUGUGUACAAGUCACCAAGAGAAUUUGCAGAGGAUGUUAGACUUACUUUCCACAAUGCCAUGACUUACAAUCCACCGGGACAAGAUGUCCAUAUCAUGGCGCAAGUGCUAUUACAGAUGUUUGAGGAGAGAUGGGCUGUCAUAGAGGCAGACUAUAACCGUGAAACGAGAUUUGUCACUAGUUAUGAGAUGAAUCUUCCAGCUUCUACAAUGAGGCCUAGACUGGGUCCUACGAUGCCACCACCACCUAUUAAUGUGAGGAAUACAAUCGAUAGAGCAGACUGGAGUAGUCAUCAUCCAAAACCAACAACAACGCCUGGCAGAACACCGACCAGUACAACACCUUCUGGAAGGACACCUGCUCUGAAGAAGCCAAAGGCAAACGAACCAAAUAAAAGAGAUAUGACGUAUGAAGAGAAGCAGAAGCUUAGUGGCCAUUUGCAGAAUUUGCCUCCAGACAAACUAGAUGCGAUUGUGCAAAUCGUGAACAAGAGGAACACUGCUGUGAAGCUACGGGAUGAAGAAAUUGAAGUCGAUAUAGAUAGUGUAGAUCCGGAGACCCUGUGGGAGUUGGACAGAUUUGUAAUCAACUACAAAAAGGGUUUGAGCAAGAAAAAGAGAAAAGCUGAGCUAGCUAAUCAAGCUAGAGCAGAGGCCGAGAGGAACGGCCAACAACAGAUGGCUCCAGCACCAGUGGCACGUGAGUUUUCUAGGGAGGGUGGCAACACAGCUAAAAAAACACUCCCUACACCAUUACCUUCUCAAGUGGAGAAGCAAAAUAAUGAGACAAGCAGAUCAAGUAGUUCAAGCAGCUCUUCCAGUAGUUCCAGCUCUUCUAGUGAUUCGGACAGCGAUAGCUCUUCGUCAUCUGGAUCAGAUCAGACUUAGAGACUGGACAUUAAAUUUGGUGUUGACAAAAAUGCAAGUUUAACUUUUACGAACGGCGAAACAGGGCGCUUAAGAAGAUGGGAAGGUAGAGAUUGAAGAAGAGCAUUUGGGGGAGCUCAAGGAUGAUGUGACGUACAGGCUAGACUAGAGGCAGAAAUUACAGAGCCUAGUAGUUGGGUUUUCGGGAAGAAAAGAUUGUAUUAUAAUGAUAUGACUUUUAGAGCAAAAAGAAUCUAUUCUUGAUUUUUGUUUUCAGAAUUGUUAGUAUGGUGUGGCUGUCUCUACUUUUAGAUAUAACCGUAGGAGGGUUGGCCUGGGUAGGAGGGUUGGUCUGUUUCAGAACGUCUGUAUAUCUUUGCCUCUCUGGUCUUGAGUAGUUUAGUUUGGUUGACUAGUUCAUGUUUGUUUUAGUUAGGGCUUUGAAUCAGCAAAAAUCACCACGCUACAACAGAUUGUUGAUGACUCAUUUAUAAGCUUGUGAGUAUGUGACAAUUUGUUUUCUC
Messenger RNA from Raphanus sativus (radish), 3294 nucleotides. Its product is annotated as transcription factor GTE4. NCBI's taxonomy places the organism in Eukaryota, Viridiplantae, Streptophyta, Magnoliopsida, Brassicales, Brassicaceae. The coding region runs from base 488 to 2791 and encodes 767 amino acids. The record is from RefSeq and is a predicted model, not a curated record. The transcript has 5 exons. Gene Ontology annotation, molecular function: protein binding.